AGCUGGACCCGGACUGACUAAUCGCUAACAUCCCGAGUUCUCUCGGGACCGGGAGAACUCUCAGUGUUGUACGGCAUUCAGUAAGAAGUAAGCCAAGUUCUAUUAGCUCUUCUAACUUGUCUUAGACUCGUCAGUCUGUGAUGCAUUGAGUUGAGAGUCAAAGGACAAAGGAGUAGAAAACCUUCUAACUGAAAAAGAUUCGAGUGAAACCAGCUGCAUGAAGAGGAGAAUGUUGACCAGAAAGAUCGAAUGCUCUAUGGAGACUGGUUGAAGGCUUCUCCGGUCAAGCAGCAGAGGGUAGGAGAUGAUCACGUGAGGGACACAUGCAUUGGUCAACAGUUGUCAACCGAGAUUCACUCCGAAGAUCAUGUGGAGUUAGUUAUGGAAGGGAUGAGAAAUCUCGUAUUAUAGAGAUUAGAGAGAAAUACAAAAAAUGAAAGAGAAAAAAGAGCAGCCACACAACGACUUAGCGACGAAGGACUGCGUAGGUUUCUUUAGGCAGGGAUGCUUCUGAUUUGAUUAAUAGAACAGGAAGAGGAGGAUAAAAAAAGCAACUGAUGAGCAUCUAUUUGAGUCGAUCAUUUCCAAGAUCAAAUUCAAGUUUUUUUUUAUGUAGUGGAAACGCCUUACAAUCUGAAGUUUUACGCUUAAGGGAAGAAAUGUUCUUGGUGGAUGCAGGACCUGGGACCCCCAGAAUUUGUAUGCAAGAUGAGCUCACAGGAGUGCCAAUCAACCGAGCUACCAGGUUUGAGAAUAAGGUGGGAUCCCUGGAUGUAGUGGCUGGUGAAUCACUGAUCAAAAAGCGGAUUUUGGAGAGAUUCUUCAUCGAUCUAGUGGCCGGUGAAUCACUGAUCAAAAAGCGAGCAGCCGCCAGGUUUAAUGAUAAGGUGAGAUCCCUGGAUGUAGUGGCUGGUGAACCGCUUCUUCUUCUUCCACGAAGAUUCAGACAAAACCGAGCUUGGAUGGAACUGAACAAGAUUUGGCGAACAAAUACAAAGGUCAAAGGCUUUAUUAUUAAGAAAGUAAAAGGAGGUUAUUCAGUAGCCAUCGCAGGUUUCAUUACUUUUCUUCCAUUCCGCCCUCACAGAAGUAAAAAAAGAAGUAAAAAAAAAAAAAUAUCGAAUGAUCGAUUCACCAUUGAGAGCAUUAACCCCAAAAGGACGAAUAUUGUGGUGUUCUAACAGCGGCAGAUCAAACAAGAACUUGAGGAGCGAAAUCUGCUGACGAAAAAAAAA
Molecule: messenger RNA, 1235 nt
Organism: Punica granatum (pomegranate)
Lineage: Eukaryota; Viridiplantae; Streptophyta; Magnoliopsida; Myrtales; Lythraceae
Source: RefSeq, a predicted model, not a curated record